AUGGUUGACACCAAAACCUCAUCUGAAAAAGGAUCCCUGCUCUAUCCCUAUGGACCACACCAGGGGGAUGAAACCAACCCCAAACACGAUAAUGGGACAUCCGAAGCAAUCACCCCCUCUGUUCCCUUCACCUUCUACAGCAAAACCUACCAAACUGUGUUCGUGAACAAUAAUGGGGUGAUCUCCUUCAACAAGCCUGUCAGACAAUACACCCUCCCUUUGGUGGACGGGCACCCUUUCGUGGCUCCAUACUGGGCGGAUGUGGACAACGUGCUGGGUGGGGACAUCUUCUACCACCAGACCACUAACCUGGUGCUGCUGGAGGACGUCAGCCAGGACAUCACCCAGUACUUCCCCAAAAACACCUUUGCAGCCACCUGGGCCUUGGUGGUCACCUGGGACCAUGUAGCCUACUAUGGCUCCAUCUCUGAAAAGGGCAACACUUUCCAGGCUGUGCUGACCACUGACUCCAAGAUGUUCUACAUCAUCUUCAACUAUUGGGACAUCCAGUGGACCACAGGGGCAGCGAGUGACGGGGACACUGAAACGGGACUCGGGGUGAUCCCAGCACAUGCAGGAUUCAAUAGUGGUGAUGACACCAACUUCUACAACAUUCCCCGAUCCCAAACUGAUGCCAUCAUCAACAUCACCACUACCUCCAGCGUCAAGGUUCCGAGACGCUGGGUCUUUUGGGUGGAUGACUUCCAGGUGACAGCUCUCCUCCACACCCCCAGCAUCACCUCUGAGAUGUUACCACCUCACCUGGGUGACAAGUUCCUGGUGGCCUUUCUGCAUAAUGGUGACCAGUGCACUCAUCGCAGAGACUUCCGCCUCCUCCUCCUCACUGGCCCCUCCCCAUCCACCACUGCCACCAUCUCCCUGAAGAGACCUGGAUUAAGGAUGACGGUGCAGGCAGCUGCCAAACAACUAGUCCUGGUGAAGGACUACAAGCCCAAAAGCAUCCUUUUCCAUUGA
Prinia subflava (tawny-flanked prinia) is the source of this 975-nucleotide messenger RNA. Its product is annotated as alpha-tectorin-like. Gene Ontology annotation, biological process: cell-matrix adhesion. The record is from RefSeq and is a predicted model, not a curated record. Lineage: Eukaryota; Metazoa; Chordata; Aves; Passeriformes; Cisticolidae.